This is a messenger RNA of Syzygium oleosum, 1175 nucleotides long. RefSeq lists its product as uncharacterized. NCBI's taxonomy places the organism in Eukaryota, Viridiplantae, Streptophyta, Magnoliopsida, Myrtales, Myrtaceae. The transcript has 3 exons. The record is from RefSeq and is a predicted model, not a curated record. The coding region runs from base 82 to 864 and encodes 260 amino acids.
CAUGUCAUAUCACGCCCACGUCAAAUUCCCCCACCUUUUACUUCCUCUUCCCAAACAUAGCGCCAAAAUCUAGAGAACCCGAUGGCGAGCUCGUCGUCCGAUGACUUCUCCGUCGUGGUGCUGGCCUCCGACCUCGGGAUCGACGCGCGUCCGUUCCUGCUGAAGCAGCCGGCGGGCUCGCCGCCGCCGCCGCCGCCCGAGGCCGCCGAAGAAGACGACGUUGGCGACGACUGGCACGAUUGCUCUCAGGACCUCUCCCACGACGAGGACUUCUCCGACCUCGAAUUCCUCCAGUUCUUCAGGCUCCAAGGGUCCGACAAGGCCGGCAACCGGAUUUUCCGCAUCGUCGGCAAGUACUUCCCCGCUCCUGUGGUGAGCGGAGAGCGGCUCCGGAAGUAUGUUUUUCAUAAGAUAUGCAGUGAGCUUCCUGAAGGGCCGUUUUGCAUUGUUUACAUGCAUAGUACUGUGCAGAAGGAGGAUAAUUCUCCAGGCAUAUCUAUCUUGAGGUGGAUUUAUGAAGAUCUCCCUAUGGAAAUUAAGGAGAGACUUCAACUUGUCUAUUUUGUCCACCCUGGAAUUCGUUCAAGACUGGUCUUUGCCACCCUUGGUCGAUUAUUCUUAAGUGGAGGGUUAUAUUGGAAAAUCAAGUAUAUAAGCCGCCUGCAAUACCUGUGGGAUGACGUAAAAAAGGGAGAGAUAGAAAUCCCAGACUUUGUCCAAGAGCAUGAUGACAUUCUCGAGCAUAGACCGCUCACAGAUUACGGGAUCGAGCCAGACCCUCUUUAUUUAACCGAGGUGCCUAACACAACCUACCCCUUUGGGAGGUACGAAGACAGAUGGGCAACAAGGGAGUACAUGUCUUGACAAUCAUGAAAAAUUAAGCAGCAAUUACAAGCCGAUGCUAGCUGGGUAUGGGUAAUCAUAUCCAGUUUUGUACAGAAUAACUCUGUCUGGUCACUCGAAUUUUCACUCUGUAAUCCUUUAGCCUUGUCUUGUGGGACUAGUAAUACUAUGAGUCGUGAAAGCAUUACGAUUUUUCCAUUCCGUAAGUGGAGAUUUGCUAGAAUACCUUGCAAUGUAUUCCCCUCUGGUUCUCUAAACUUAUCUACAUACACAUAUGGUGCUUAUAUGUUUGUCUGUAAGCUGCAUCUAUAUUAAGCAGAACCAAUUGCAUA